UCGUCCCGAAGACAAUCAAUGGAAGGCUUGAAUGGAUAUACAUAUAUUUACUUUCUCCAAGGAGGAAAACAUAAACCAUUAGAAAAUCUAUGGAAGCCAUUAACCAUCUUUUAGUCUGCUAUUUCUUCUUCUCCCUCUUGAGAACCUCCACUUCACAAGACAGUACCAUUACUCCAAAUCAAUCCAUCAGUGACGGUGGCACUUUAGUUUCAGCUGACGGAUCAUUUCAAUUGGGAUUCUUCAGCCCAGGUAAUUCCAAAAGUCGAUACGUAGGAAUAUGGUACAUGUUAUCUUCAGAGACAAUUGUAUGGGUAGCCAACAGGAACGCCCCGCUUCACGAUCAUUCAGGAAUUCUUACGGUCACUGGUGAUGGAGUUCUUGUGCUUCUUAAUAGCACGAAUGGUAUUGUUUGGUCAUCUAAUGCAUCAAGACCCCCUGAAAAUCCAGUUGCACAGCUCUUAGACACCGGAAAUCUUGUUGUGAAAGAUGGAAAUGGGGACUUUUUGUGGCAGAGUUUUGAUUAUCCUUGUGACACACACCUACCGGGAAUGGAGCUUGGAUGGAACUUUGUAACUGGUCAAGGGAGGUUUUUAACAUCUUGGAAGAGCACGGAAGAUCCUGCUCAAGGUGAGUUUUCAAUACGUAUAGAUCCUCGUGGGCUUCCGCAAAUGGUUUUUAUGGAGGGAGCUAGAAUAAAGGCUAGAGCAGGAUCAUGGAAUGGCCUUCGUUUCACUGGAUACCUUGAAUUGAGAACGAAUCCGGUAUUUGAGUUUCAAUUCGUGUUGAAUGAGAAGGAGGUCUAUUACGGAUUCAAACUUCUAAACAAUUCUGUUUUCUCAAGAUAUGUGGUAAAGCCAUCAGGCGUUUCGCAACGAUUGAAUUGGGUGGAUCGGACACACAGUUGGGAGAUCUUCUCUACUUCCCAGGCAGAUCAGUGCGAAAAUUAUGGCUUUUGUGGUGCAAAUGCUACCUGCAACAUCAAUAACUCUCCUGUAUGUGCAUGCUUGGAAGGAUUCUUACCCAACUCUCCAAAAGAUUGGGAUUUAGCAGAUUGGGCUGCUGGGUGUUCUCGGAGGACUCUUUUGGAAUGCAAUGACACAAAUGGAUUCCAAAAGUACACGCGUGUGAAAUUGCCCGACACAUCUUCUUCCUGGUUUAACAAGACCCUGACCCUCAAGGAAUGCAAAGGAUUGUGUUUGAAGAACUGCUCCUGCACAGCAUAUGCAGAUUUUGAUGUCAGGGGGGAAGGAAGCGGUUGCGUGCUUUGGUUUGGUAGCCUCGUUGACAUAAGAGAAUACGCUACGGGUGGGCAAGACCUCUAUAUAAGGAUGCCUAUUUCAGAAUUGGAUCAUCUUGAGAAAAAAAGGCGCUUCAGCAAGAAGAAACUAGUAGCAAUUAUAGUCGGCUCAGCAUUACUAGUCGUGGGAAUGGCAAUAAUUGGAUUGGUCUUAUACAUAUGGAAGAAGAAACUCAGAAACCAAGGAACGACAAAAAGAAGUCAUAAGAAGGAUUAUGACAAUGAAGAUGGAAAGGAAGAUAUGGAGUUACCGAUAUUUGAUCUUACAGCCAUAGAUAAUGCAACAAAUAGUUUUUCAAAUAACAACAAGCUCGGAGAAGGUGGCUUUGGACCUGUGUAUAAGGGUAUAUUACUAGACGGGAGAGAUAUAGCUGUGAAGAGGCUUUCAAAGAGUUCUGGACAAGGAUUGAACGAGUUUAAAAAUGAAAUUAUUUUGAUUGCCAAACUUCAACACCGUAAUCUUGUGAAGCUUCUCGGUUGUUGCAUUCAAGAAAAUGAAAACAUGUUAAUCUAUGAAUACAUGCCCAACAAAAGCUUGGAUUCCUUUAUUUUUGAUCAUGCUAAGAGUAAAUUACUAAAUUGGCAUCGGCGCAUCCACAUUAUUCGUGGUGUUGCUAAAGGGCUUCUCUAUCUUCAUGAAGACUCUAGACUGAGAAUUAUCCAUAGAGAUCUCAAAGCUAGCAAUAUCCUCCUAGAUAACGAUAUGAAUCCAAAAAUUUCGGACUUUGGCCUGGCUAGAUCAUUUGGGGGAGAUCAAGAUGAGUCUAAGACCAAUUUGAUUGUUGGCACAUAUGGUUAUAUGUCUCCCGAGUAUGCUGUACAUGGACACUACUCAGUAAAAUCUGAUGUGUUUAGCUUCGGAGUUUUAAUAUUAGAAAUAGUGAGUGGAAAGAAAAAUAGGGGAUUUUAUCACAAAGGCAACCACCUUAAUCUUCUUGGACAUGCAUGGAAACUAUGGAUGGAAGACAAGCCAAUGGAACUGAUCGAUAGUUUGGUAGGUGAUAUGUGCACUCUAUCGACUGUAUUACGACAUAUUCAUGUGGGUCUGUUAUGUGUGCAACAAAGACCGGAAGAUAGACCAAACAUGUCAUUUGUGGUUCAAAUGUUGAGCAGUGAAAGUAAAUUGCCUAAGCCGAACCAACCAGGUUUCUUUACAGAUUCACCUAAAGCAGAUUCUUCAUCUACAAAGGGUGGAACUUAUUCAGGAAAUGAAAUCACCGUUACAUUGUUUGAAGCACGAUAAGUUCUAUUCAACCCCUUUCUCGAAGCUUUUCUGGGCAACCCACCAAAGGAUAAGUUGAAAUAGCAAGAAAAAAAGUAGUUACCUUUUCGGCAGUGCGAGUACCCACAGAUGCCACAGGUUUCAAAGAGAUUUCGAUAGUUUACCCACGUAAAUUAAGUUUGGAAAUCUGUUUUCGUGCUUAAACCAAAAAAUAUUCUUAUAUAUUAUUGUAGACUUUGGGUACAAAUGAAUUUGAAUUUAAAAUACAAAGAUCAUGGGGGGAAAGCUAGGUUGGUUAAAA
Alnus glutinosa is the source of this 2820-nucleotide messenger RNA. Its product is annotated as G-type lectin S-receptor-like serine/threonine-protein kinase At4g27290. The transcript has 7 exons. Gene Ontology annotation, molecular function: protein serine/threonine kinase activity; ATP binding. The coding region runs from base 90 to 2540 and encodes 816 amino acids. Gene Ontology annotation, biological process: protein phosphorylation; recognition of pollen. The record is from RefSeq and is a predicted model, not a curated record. Lineage: Eukaryota; Viridiplantae; Streptophyta; Magnoliopsida; Fagales; Betulaceae.